This is a messenger RNA of Bradysia coprophila, 5936 nucleotides long. RefSeq names its product monocarboxylic acid transporter silnoon (gene Sln). Gene Ontology annotation, molecular function: monocarboxylic acid transmembrane transporter activity. Gene Ontology annotation, biological process: monocarboxylic acid transport; transmembrane transport. NCBI's taxonomy places the organism in Eukaryota, Metazoa, Arthropoda, Insecta, Diptera, Sciaridae. The record is from RefSeq and is a predicted model, not a curated record.
GCCACCGCUUCGUGUAUUGAUUCGAAAAUUUUCCACUCCCUACAUUCGAGCAAGACGGUGGAGUAUCAUUCAGUACAUAUUCAAUCCUCGUUCAAUAAACAUCUUCAAAGGAUUUUUUUUCUAAAUGAUCUAGAGACUUAACAAAAAAAAGUUACAAUUUUUUGGAGGAGUUUUUUUAGUCGAUAAUUAAGGAAAAUUGUAUCCAAUUUAAAUCGAAACGUUAAAUAAGUUUAACAAGUGAAACCCGUACGGAGAGUUUUUAUACGAACACGUAAAUAGAGUUAGAAAAUUUCGUGAAAUAUUUUCACACAUUGAAUGAAAUAAGUUGAAUAACCAAAAUUCAACUUGGAUAUAAAAAAAAAAUUCUUACCAAUUUUAAUCGAACGACGGAGGAAGCACAGAAGAGGCGUUUUCCAUUUUUUUGUCUUAUAGAAAUAAAAGAAAACACGAAAAUCAAACCAAUGCAUUUAGGUUUUAAACGUGAAAAACAAAGGAAACAACACAUUUUGCAAAAAAAAUGUCUUUACCCCGAGAAUGGAGUGUCCAGGAUUCGCGGGGGUCGUUGUUCCGCUCAUAUGGGACCACCACAACCCAAGAACUUGACACUCCGACUCGACAUCAAUCCGACUGUCCCAUUCAAUUCGAUGAAGCAGAAACGGUCAAAACAGCAUUGGUCGACUGCAACACAGCCGGAUCGAUGUUCUCCAUUCACUCAGCGCCACCAGUUCCGUUGGCCGAUCUCGCAAAUCUACAAAUUACCAAUUCAUUGCUGGAGUUCGAUGUCAGUGGAACCGAUUCACCGAGACGUCCUGCAUCGCUUGCCAUUGAUAGCCAAUUGCAAUGCCAUUCGACGAAAACAAUUGCUGUAUUCCAACAUCAACAUAGUGAAAUCGAAGAAGACGACAAUGAAAACCUGUUAACCGUUAGUAGUUUGACUGCUCGUCCUUUAAUUGCAAAGUCUCGGGAACUUCGAAGUUCAAAGCUUGCCGAGCGAUUUAAACGCAAAAAGAGAACUCCAGCCGAUCCCUUGGACGGUGGAUAUGGCUGGUUUGUUGUGCUGGGAGCAUUCUUCGUGCAAUUCUGGGUAGCCGGAUUAGUGAAGUCCUACGGUGUCUUAUUUGUGGAAAUUUUGGAAACGUUUCCAACGAGUUCAACAGCAGUUGCAUCUUGGAUACCAGCUAUUCUAUCCGCUUUGUGCUUAGCGUUAGCUCCGCUAUCGAGCGCACUAUGCCAAAAAUUCUCUUGUAGAUCAGUCGUCUUCGUUGGAGGACUUUUUUGUACGUUUGGGCUGACUUUAAGUUAUUUUGCAACCAGCUUGUAUCAUUUGCUUUUCACAUUUGGAAUAUUAACUGGUAUCGGAGGUGGUUUGAGUACAACUCCAGGCAUAAUUAUCGUCUCGCUAUACUUUGACAAGCAUCGGGCCCUUGCUAACGGUAUAUGUGUUUCUGGAACAGCAGCAGGUUCAUUCGUAUUUCCUACCUUAAUCGAACAUUUGGUACACAAUUUCGGAUUUCACGGUACAAUUCUGAUAUUGGGUGGAUGUAUGUUGCACGUUUGUGCCUGUGCUGCCUUAUAUCGUCCAUUAGAAACCAUUAGUGAUGGUUCGACAACAUCAAAUUCAUCAAAAUCGCCUGACAAUGGGUCACGUGUAAUUGCGAGCAGUGGAUUGACGACCAAUACAACAUACAUUGGAUCUGUUGACGAGCCGACCAAUAAGAAGUACAUUGAACACUUGUUCUUGGAAGAAUCGAAAAAUCGCAUCAAUGACUAUUAUAAUACGAACAAGUUUGUCGGGGCCAACGAUAAGGCCAUACAAAUCGACAGUGAUGAUGAGGACAAAGAUAUUAUUGGCGAAACAAAAUUCACGAAGCCAAUCAAGUCCAUUCGGAGUUCGAGCUUGCUGCAUUCGGUCGAAGAUUUGAGCACAGAUUCAACAUGCGUGUAUAAGGCCCGGUCUGGUUUUGAUUCGAAUAGAGGCAGCAGACGUCGUAACAAAAACACAUGCAGUACGGAUGAAAUUUUGGCGAAAAUUCCGCCAGCGAAUGCUUUUCAUUCCGCCAUUCAAUCAUCGGCAUGCCGAGGUCUCAGUAAAAGUAUGAUCAUUCCGACGCCGGUUAGCGAUUUUUCGGGCUACGAUGAAUGUGUGAAAAAGAAUAACCGGAAAACGUUCUGCGACUGGAUCAAGCAAUACCUAGAUAUUUCGCUAUUGAAGGACACUAAAUUUAUUGCGAUGUGUCUAUCCGUAACACUAAUGUCAACUGGUUGUCCGUAUAUGCUGUACUUCCUUCCAGCUUAUGCUCUAUCUGCAGACUUCACUAAAAGCGAAGCAGGUCUCUUUGUGGCAACCAGUGCACUACUGGAUCUUAUUGGUCGUCUGGGACUCGGCUACCUAUCUGACUUACAAAUAUUCGAUCGAAAGAAGGCGUACAUUGUUUGUAUACUGGGCGCUGGAACUGCUGUACUGUUGAUUCCUUCAGCUAAAUCGUGGUAUUUAAUGGGUUGUGCAUCAGCAGCUUAUGGACUGUGCUUGGGUUGCUGGUAUUUAUUGAUGCCGGUUCUGCUAGCUGAUCUAUUCGGAACGGAACGGAUAAGUUCUAGCUAUGGACUUGUGCGAUUAUUCCAGAGCAUCGGUGCUAUAUCGGUGCCACCGCUUGCGGGUUUUCUGCGCGAUUUGAGUGGUGGCUACGAGAUUUGUUUCUACUGUAUGGGAACGUGUAUGGUACUCGGUAGUGUACCGCUAUUAAUCUCUUCAGUUCUUCAUGAUAGUAGUGAAACUACUCAAGAAAAUGAGGAAUCAACCGUUUCGUAAUUUAUAAUUGAGUUAAAGUUUGGUCAUUUUUAGGUAGGUUGGCUUUAGGUUUCGCGGACAAAGUUGUGAAUAGUGUUUUCUAAGACCAAGAAAUAUCCUUAAUUGCCUUUAAUUUAUGAGAAGUUAAAGGAUGCCAAAAGAAAUAACAAAUUGGAGGGUUUACUAUCUUGCCAAAAAGCACACUUGUCUCACAAGAAGUACUGAUACAAUACGUACGUUGGACGUCGUAUAGCAUUUGAAUUCUCGUAGUAACGUGAAACAUUUUACCACAGUACCAGCAUAAAAUGACAAUAGUUAUUUACGUACCUGUCUUGGACGAUUAAUUUUAUUUCGUGAGUUGCAAUCCGACGAAGUGAGGCUUCAAGUGAAAGUGCCAACAAUCAAUCAUCCAAGACAAGUACUUAUGUAAUGUUUCACGAAAAAGAACGAAAACUAUAGAAAAAUCCAAAAUUGACCUUUUUUUCGUCUUCGAAGAUAUUAUCCUUCCUCAGACGGGUAUUCAUCUGUAUAAAUAAGCGAUGAAUGUUCAUCAAUUAUAAAACAAAAUGUAAAACUGAUGAAGUAACAGAUUUUGCAUCAAUCUGUUGAAAAUACAAAGCAAAGGAAGUACCAGAUUCGUUAAUUGUGUUGGUAGUAUGCUCACCGUCUGGGAAAGGCAUUAAAAAUUGUGCUAUAAUCGAAACCAAGUGCAUAUUCGGCGUUAAUAAAAAGAAAUAAUGAAGAGCCUGAAAGAAUCUAAUUCAGGACAUGUUGUUACAUGCAAGGCUCAAAUAGUAGCAUAUUAAGGCGGGUGUCAAUAUGACCCUAAGAGAACUCAGUUCCACUGUUAUCGUUUCGGAAUCGGAUCAGUUUCAUUUUUGCAAUUUUUGACAUCUAUGGAUCACACUAAAUGUACACUUUCAUGGAUUCACGACGAGGCCUGUUAUCGUGAAACUAUAUAUUCCCAAAGUUAACAUCUUCAUGUCCGAAAGGAUGAGAAUUUAAAGGAAAAUCAACUGAUUGAUAAAUGAACCCUUGCAACUUACUUCACUGUUCACUGUCGUCGAUAUUUAUUGUAGCUUUCAAAGGCCCUGGAUUUCGGCUUUUUGGACAAAAUUUAACCAUUUUAUUUAAGUAUCUGAUCGAAGCGCAUUUUAGACGGGAUAAUAAUAAAAUUGAUAAUAAAUUCAAGAUAUUAAUAAAUGUCAAUAUUUUUGUAAUGAAAAAAUCGCAAAAAAUGUAAAAAAAAGAACAAAAAACAUAAUUGAAAACUCAGUAUUUUGACAAAAUUUCAUGUUUACACAACGUUCAAGAAAAACCAAUUUAUGAUUUGAAACUAUUCGUAGAGCAUUCCUAUAGCAACAUAUCCCAAAUAUCAUUUCUUGAAUCAUUUUUAUGAGCCACGAGUCUAAUAUCAAAAACCGAGGACAACACAGCAAAUUCAAUUGAUUUGUUGUAAUAUUUAAAACGAUAACGAAUUAUUAGUGUAACAUCAUUCCAAUUUUAAUUGUUUUAGCUUACACACGUUUGUGAUUGUUUAUUUAUUUAAUUCACGUUAGCUGUAAUUUUUGCGCCUAAUUCAACCUAAUUCUUCCUUCCAUAGGGGAAAAUCGGAUUUUUUUUUUCACUGUUUUAUAAUAUUUCUCUUUCUAUUUGUCUUCUCAUUUUAUGUUGAAUAAUCUCAUAAUAAUUUCAUGAGUCAUUCGUCUCUUACAAGGGGAAACCACUGGCCAAAAAGGCAGCCAAUCAAUUUCUAAUUCCUUUCAAUUCCGUUUAAUUACCUCAAUUACCGGAGCAACUCUUCUAAUUGCCGGGUUCGCUCUAUUUCCUUUCAAUUUCUUUCAAUUCCCUUUCAGUUUCUAUUGGUACUUUCUGUCAAUUUCUUUCAAUUCUUGUCAAUUCCAUUUAAUUACCUCAAUUACCGGAUAAAUUCAUCUAAUUGCCGGAUUGACUCUACUUCCUGACAAUUUCUUUCAAUUCACAUUAAUUUCUGUCAAUUCCGUUUAAUUACCGGUUUUUCCGGCGAUUCCGAGCAGGGUGUGUUAUCAAUUACCCGAGCGGUUUCCCCCUCGGUCUCUUACAGGGUCUAUUGUUGAUAAUUUUAUUUACUGAAAAUAACCGAGUUUUACCUAAAUUUAUUGAAAUUUACCGAAAAAUUAAAAAUUUUUAAAAACAGAUUCAGUAAAUUUUUGGUAAAUUUCGGUAGCUUUACGUAAUUUUAGUUAAUAAAAUAACCCUGCCCUUAUCGACAAAAAUGAUGUUUGGGUUAAAACAAAUAUAAAUCCACCUGGCCAAAAAAUGAAGAUUCUGUCCACUAAAAUUCCAGAGCACAGAGUGUUCACAUUCUGUUUACAAAAGCAAUUCAGGUGUACAGAGUGUUCACAAUCUGUACACGGAAAAAGUCAGGCAUAGACACCAACAACGUGUGAACAAAUAAUAUGCAGUUCGAGUACAGAUGUGAACUAUUUUGUGGAUGUGCACGAACUGUGAAUUUUUUACAGUUUGUUAAUAUUUUGUGAACAGACAUCGAUUCUAAUUUAUCGUUUUACCCGAAGGCAAAGUAAAGAAAGUACUUUCAACAGUAGUAAAAGAAACAGAUUACAAUCUAUCGCGAUCAAACGUCAAAAAACAAUGCUUCGACGAACCAAAAUACAAUGCAUUCGCAAUCUCUUUAAUGCUUAUAACAAUCGAUUUGCUAUAAAAUCUUAAAGGAACUGCAUUUAAAUGGUAGGAGUUUUAGUGUAUUUAACAUUCUCUCUCAUCACAAACAGAACUUUUUCAUUUAAUUCACAAGAAUGUCCUCACGAAACCCUACGAUGGUCUAAAGAUAUUUUUUUGAAAAGAUUAGACGGAUAGCUGAGUCAUCUGUUAUACACAGCGAAGACGCAAACACGAUGAGUUCUGCCUAACACGGUCUUUCAUAGAUAAUCGAAUGUUAAAGCCAAUGAAGUACAAGAUUCAUUAAUUACUUGAAAAUAUAUUAGGUCAAACAAAGUAAUAGACCAAUGACUCCUCUCUUUUUCUUUUGCUAUGAAACUGGGCUGGCUAAGUUAUUUUCUGAUAAAAUGAAUAUCUCCAAUUAACUUGUGACUUUUUGUUUCCAUCUUUCUGACAAAAUUUCAAAUUGUUACAUUUUCAAAGUAAGGUA